Messenger RNA from Daldinia vernicosa, 1551 nucleotides. RefSeq lists its product as uncharacterized. The coding region runs from base 193 to 945 and encodes 250 amino acids. Lineage: Eukaryota; Fungi; Ascomycota; Sordariomycetes; Xylariales; Hypoxylaceae. The record is from RefSeq and is a predicted model, not a curated record. The transcript has 2 exons.
GUUCUCUUGUCCUAUUACUUCUAUGCCUACGAUAUCUCACAUACAAAGAGAAGGCCCUGCAUAUCUGGACAGUCCCAGACCAAAUAUCAGUCAUUACAGCAUUUUCCUGUCUACAAAUAUGUGUUUCGUCAUCGGAGAUCGCUCUAAAUCUCAUCAGUCCAGCAAGAUAGGUAAGAUAAAUAGGAGUUUACCAUGUCUAACAACUCAUAUCUGGGCAAUAACAUCACCCCUUCUAUGAGACAACCACUAUUUUCUCCUCGCGUCACCCCUAUUCCUUUCUCACCUUUUCCGCAUGAGCCACAGCUCUGUUCGUGCGACCCAUGUGCCACACUCAGGCUAUCUCGACGUAUGGAUCUAAGAUGUUCUCACGCAGAAGUCACCGGGGGCAAUGUAGCCGCAAAUAUCCGUCAAGAGCGUCAUGAGAUCAGAACCUCCAGAAGAAGCAGCACGAGAAGAUCAGACUCGGAAUCCCGAGCGACAUACCAAUUGCCACCGGUAGUCAUACCGCCGCAUCUCCAUCCGGGGAUGGCUUAUCCGGAGAUUUACGUCUAUCCCGGCAAAUCACAUCAUAUCACAUUCCCAGUGGUCAACUACAGCUCGGCCUACCAGGCUCAGAAUCGCUCAUCCGGGCCAGGAUGCUACCUGGCCAUCUCGCCGCAGUGCGCGAAGCCGGCAGACUUCGAGGCGGCGCUAACGCCGCCAGGUUCCGGGCUUGCUGUCGUAGCGCGGUUGUCCAAGACGCAAAGAACGGCACCUAUUGGCGUGUUUCGAGACGCCGCGGAACUUCGCAAAGACUCGAUUCAGCUGGAAAUCUGGGAUGAAGAUGCUAUCAAGGCCCCUGCAAAGGGUCACGGAGCAGAAGUUGAAACCGACGUUCCCGAUGGCGCUGAAGCUGGAGCGUCAAAGAAGAAAAAGAGAGGUGUGAAUCCAGUACAGGCGAAGUAGCCCUAAAGCUGACAAGCUAAUUGGAUUGUAAGUUGGGCAGCUUAUGAUGAACGAUUCAUAGGCAAGUUGUCAAUAAGAUAGUAUGGAUUAAUAAACAACGACAUCUGGCCAACUUGUUGUCUCCCUUGGUCCAUUUCAGGGGUUAAACGUAUAUGUAGGUAUGUACUGUUCAAUCAGCCAAGCCUCUAGAACAUUUCGUUGCUGUUUCUUAUCCACCGGGAUCGCGCUAGCCGUAGAUGCGAUGUCGACCAGCAAUGCAGACUCUGCAUUGCAGAGUACCUACCUAUGUAAGGUAAGGAUAUAAUUUCUGCACGUCAUGUCGGUAGGGAAGUUAUGAAGGAUUUCACAUCUGACAAUCGGCAUUGAUUGCCGAACGGAUUCUGCAUCUUACAGCCCGUAAGGCGUACAUAACCCCCAAAUGCUGCGUCACCGCAUCGGUAAUAAUCGCACUGGAGUGCCGCGUAUCGGGUUAGACGUCUGGCCGCGGGAAGGUAUCGUGUUGAUCAGAUAAAAAUUUGAUGCAUCGUGCAACGGGAUAAUAAAUUGGUCCGGGGUUGUGGACCCGGGCGGUGUAAUUUGAUGAGACGGGAGUCCCGACUCGCCGAC